GUCUUUUCAAAGUUGACUACAUACUAAACGAGAUCAUCGAGCGUAUUUUACGUGCUAAGCAGUCCUAAUGGACUGACGCGAAUGAUAGUCGAGAACUGGUUCUCUCGGUUUCAUCCGGAAUUUCGGGGAAACUGUCGUGAAGAUCCCACGGCUGCAGUGCCACGCGAUCCGCUCCUGGCGCCGAUCUUAUGUUGCAUCUCGUGUUUCUGGAUGUUAACGACAUGGCCCACCCCACCGCCUCAACAACCUGAAAUUGAUCAUCAACAAGAUGAUGACAAGCUGCAGCAGCCGCAGAACAGAAUUGAAAUGGUGAUGCUGAUGAUGCUGAUAACGGAAUCCCAUUGGAACAAAUUGGGGAUGAAUUUUCUGGAAUAAUUCCCCCGAGUCCACUUGAGGGGUAAAGGACAGGGGAAGUGCAGACAGGUGAUUUGAGGAGGAAAUAAGGGAAAGGUGAAAGAUUAACCAUUUUCUUGGCGAUACAAACAGUGUUGUCGUCAGCGGCGUGUGUCGCCAGGGCGUAUUAACUUAACGAGUGACGGCCCACGCGACGCUUCUCCAGAAGGGGUCAGGGGUUAACCAGACGUGAGAAUCCUACGGUAACUGCAUACCAACCGUGCAAAUGCAACUUGUUCUCUCAUCUCACUUUUUUUUUGUCCACAAUUUUUUUGCCUCUUGGUCUCCACCAAAUGUGCAAUCACCGAAAUUUUUAUGAGUUACAAAAAAGGACACUCGCUGGGUCUCUCGUCGACGUUUUUGUGGAACCCCGUGGAAUUAUACGUAUAUAAAAAUGUAAUUUCUUGGGUAUGUGACUAUCGUGUGCGGUCCUCGCGUGUGUGGCCACAUCCUGAAAUUUUCAAAACAGUCAAUGGGAUGAACUGAUGUCGGACAGUAUUUUCAAUGUGACAUUUAAACGUUUUUUACAAUCAUUCAAUUAAUAUGUGACUGGGGAAUUGCAUACGAUGUUGAUAGAGCUAUUUUGUAUUUGUUAUAAAAUAAUGAAGCCAGUUGUGGCUCAGGGAAUCGUCUCGUGCCUGAGGGAAAAUAUUUCUGACACUUUCACCGGCGGAAAAGGGUAACUCCAACAGUUCCCUCGAAAUGUCGAUUUUGGGGUUAAAAUACGGUACAUAUUUUUUGCUGUGAAAAAUUUUACGGUACGUCCAACUGCACUAUAAAAAUAAAAGUGAAGUUGAUUUAUAAGUUUUCCGACAGAAGACUCCUUCAGGUGAAAAGAACGGUGUAUUUCUUCACCCUUUGGCUGCACCUCCACGAAGGUAAAAGGGUGAGAAGGUACAGUAAAAACAUAUAAAGUCACAGGGUGGUUUUAUGAGGGGCUUAAACCAAUGUAUUUUUAACUCGUUGGACGUCCGUCUGUGUUUCGUCUCGUAUUGAGUCAAAAUAUUGCUUUAUUGCGGGUAAUUUUGAUGUUUCCGGAUGGAAAAAAAGGGGUUUUCGUUGCAAAGGUUUUCAGCCUCAAUAAUUCAACGGCUGAAAAAAAUGUACCGUUUAAACCGGAGGGUUGAGUGACCAUUUCUCCCGUUUAACUUCAACGUUUUACUAUUGGAAUUCCAUAAACUUUGAAGGGUUAUUGCCUGGGGGAAGGGUAGCUCAGACGAAAGCCUUUCCCUCCGGAGGAAAAGGGGCAAAUACAUACGGCUGUUGUAAACUUU
Molecule: messenger RNA, 1667 nt
Organism: Diachasmimorpha longicaudata
Lineage: Eukaryota; Metazoa; Arthropoda; Insecta; Hymenoptera; Braconidae
Exons: 5
Coding region: 82-375 (97 amino acids)
Source: RefSeq, a predicted model, not a curated record